Messenger RNA from Galeopterus variegatus (Sunda flying lemur), 945 nucleotides. Its product is annotated as olfactory receptor 5T1-like. Gene Ontology annotation, cellular component: membrane. The record is from RefSeq and is a predicted model, not a curated record. Gene Ontology annotation, molecular function: olfactory receptor activity; G protein-coupled receptor activity; odorant binding. Gene Ontology annotation, biological process: G protein-coupled receptor signaling pathway; sensory perception of smell. The transcript is spliced from 3 exons. NCBI's taxonomy places the organism in Eukaryota, Metazoa, Chordata, Mammalia, Dermoptera, Cynocephalidae. Bases 1 to 945 code for a protein of 314 amino acids.
AUGUCAGUAGACAGUGACAAGCGUUCAUGCCAUUCACUGCCGAAUCAAAUUGAAGACAGGAGUGUUCGCUCAUGGGCUGAACUCUUUUUCAAAAACCACCAGGUCAACCGAUUUUAUGAUGCAGGAUCAACUCUUAAAAUUUAUGCAAACUACUUCUAUAAUUCCAGUUUUAAUAGAAGGCAUAAACUACAAAUAGCAAAAGAAGAAAGAACUGUCUUGGAUGCCUGCCAUUCUACUGUUGUCACCCCCAAAAUGUUAAUCAAUUUCAUGGCUGAGAAUAAAUCCAUUUCAUUUCUUCAAUGUGCGGCACAGAUGUUUCUCUUUGUUACUUUAGGAACAACAGAAUGCUUUCUCUUGGCUGCAAUGGCUUAUGAUCGCUAUGCGGCCAUCUACAACCCACUUCGGUAUUCAGUGAGCAUGUCACCCAGAGUCUACGUGCCACUCAUUCUUGCUUCCUAUGUUGGUGGCAUUUUAAAUGUUACUACACAUACAGUGGCCACAUUCAGCCUGUCCUUCUGUGGAUCCAAUGAAGUUAGACACAUCUUUUGUGAUAUCCCUCCUCUACUAACUAUUUCUUGCUCUGACACUCGCACAAACCAGCUGCUACUCUUCUACUUUGUGGGCUCCAUUGAGAUAGUCACUGUCCUGAUUGUCCUGGUCUCCUAUGGUUUCAUUCUCGUGGCCAUUCUGAAGAUGCACUCUGCUAAAGGGACGCAAAAAAUCUUCUCUACAUGUGGCUCUCACCUAACUGGAGUGUCAAUUUUUCAUGGGACAAUUCUCUUCAUGUAUGUGAGACCAAGUUCCAGCUAUGCUUUGGAGCAUGACAUGAGAGUUUCUAUUUUUUACACCAUUGUGAUUCCCAUGCUGAAUCCCAUCAUCUACAGUUUGAGAAACAAAGAUGUAAAAGAGGCAAUGGAAAGAUGGUUUGGGAAAAGUCAGUUUUAA